AUGACGCUCGCAGAGAUGAAAGCAGCCUACGAAAAGGCCCAAGCAGAGCUGGCCCAAGAAAGGGCAUCCACUGAAACCUUGCAAAAAGAGCUCGAUUCUGUGAAGAGCUCAAGAUACCAGUCGCGUUUCAAGACUGGUGAGAAGCCGAGAAAGCUGACAUUCGAGAUGCCCGACGAUUUCGAAGAUCUGACCGACGACGAAGAGCCCCAAGGUGAGGAAGAUGGAUCGAACCCAGACCCGGUGACCCAGCGCCUGAACAAGAUGGAUGCUCGCAUGACAAAGCAUUACUCUCGCCUGAUGAAGCUAAUGAUCAAGCUACCCGGAGCACCCACACCAGUAGAGACCGAACCAACCGACGGGUAUGCGGCAUCACCAUUCUGUGAAGCAAUCGCCAGAGUAACGGUUCCACACACACUUCGACUCCCUACCUGGACCACCCUGUAUGAUGGAACGUCUGAUCCUUACCGACACGUCAACUUCUACAAGCAGCGCAUGUGGCAGAUCGGAAUCCCAUACGAUCUAGUCGAGCCUGUCAUGUGCAAGUCGUUCGGCGGUACCCUCGAUGGAGCAGCUCUGGAAUGGCUCAUGAACGUCGCCCCCGGAUCCAUCUCUUGCCUGUCCGACCUAAUCAACGCUUUUUAUCAACAGACAGCUAUCGAGGCAUUCAAAAGAGGUCUCAUCCCCAACUCGGAGUUGUACCGGGAAAUAACCAAGUACCCCUAUGCAACCUUCGAGGAGGUGCGAUCAAGAGCCACCGCCCAAAUGCGGAUUGAAGACGACGAGGUCAUCCGAACGGCGUCCCAACGCUCAACAGGGGGCAGCAGCGACAGGAGAUCGUACACCCCAAGGAGUAGCAGCUGGCGACACCAGCCGUAUAACCGGCAGAACCAGGUACAAAAUGUCAAUCAAUACGAUGACACUAACAAUGUUUACAGGAAUGAACGGGUCGUUUAUCCCCCCAUCUCCGAGUAUGGCUUCAACGUCGACAUCGGAGGCGUGGUAAACGCCCUUCAAAAUGUAGGUGGUACCGUCAGAUGGCCUAACAAGAGCGACAGACCAGACUCCAUGAAGGACAUGAGCAGGUGGUACGACUUCCACCGCGACAAUGGCCACACAACCGAGGAAUGCAUCUCCCUCAAAAAGGAGGUAGCGUAUCUAUUGAAAAGAGGCCACCUGAAGGAUCUGCUGAGCGACAAAGGAAAGGAGACGUACAACAAGGACAACAACGCCCAACCCAGCCCAGCACCAAGCGGCAACCGAUCGGCCCCGCCCAUGUUCGAAAAAGUGGUAAAUGUUAUUUCUGGUGGUUCAGAUAUAUGUGGACUAACUUCUUCUGCAGCUAAAAAAAUCAACAGAGGCGAAUCUGGAGCCGUCAAAGAGGGGCAGACCGAAGAUGAAGUAGCACUAGACAAGUCAUUAGCAGCGAUGAAAAUAACCUUCGACGAUUCAGAUUCAACCGACACACAACAGGAACACCACGACGGGCUAGUCAUAUCGCUCCCAAUAGGCAACGCUCUCAUCAAAAGGAUACUGAUCGACAACGGCAGUUCAGCAAACGUACUGUUCUUAGAGGCUCUGCAAGAAAUGGGACUACAAGAAAAGAGUAUAAUUAGAAGGUCGACAGUCUUAGUAGGAUUCAGUGGAGAGUCGCUACGAACAGUAGGGGAGAUAUCGCUGCCUACGUACGCAGAAGGUGUUAGUGUGAUGACCAAGUUCAACGUCGUCGACUGCCCAUCAGCAUACAACGUCAUUCUAGGACGACCAUGGAUCCACAAAAUGAAAGCAGUGCCAUCGACAUACCACCAGUCAAUCAAGUUCCCAACCAAAUGGGGAGUCAUGGAAAUCAAAGGACAACAAAGGGACGCAAAGAAAUGUUAUGAAACGGCGCUGAAACCAUCAAAGUCAUCCAUCUAG
Messenger RNA from Spinacia oleracea (spinach), 1914 nucleotides. RefSeq lists its product as uncharacterized. NCBI's taxonomy places the organism in Eukaryota, Viridiplantae, Streptophyta, Magnoliopsida, Caryophyllales, Amaranthaceae. The transcript has 2 exons. The coding region runs from base 1 to 1914 and encodes 637 amino acids. The record is from RefSeq and is a predicted model, not a curated record.